Messenger RNA from Panicum hallii, 569 nucleotides. RefSeq lists its product as uncharacterized. The record is from RefSeq and is a predicted model, not a curated record. The transcript has a single exon. Bases 52 to 462 code for a protein of 136 amino acids. NCBI's taxonomy places the organism in Eukaryota, Viridiplantae, Streptophyta, Magnoliopsida, Poales, Poaceae.
UCAGCCGUUCUGCAAAGCAGGAACUAACACAACAAGAACUAGCUAACAGCCAUGGCGGAGAGGGAGGGCGCGGUGGUGAAGAAGGGCCACGAGGAGGGCCUGAAGAUGGCGGUGGCGCUGCUGGAGGAGUUCGGCCUGCCGCUGGGGCUGCUGCCGCUGGAGGACGUGAUCGAGGUCGGGUUCGUGCGCGACACGGGGUACAUGUGGAUCAGCCAGCGCAAGAAGGUGGAGCACCAGUUCAAGAAGAUCAGCAAGCAGGUGAGCUACGACGUGGAGAUCACCGCCUACGUCAAGCCCAAGGGCAUCAAGAAGCUCAAGGGCGUCAAGGCCAAGGAGCUCAUGCUCUGGCCGCCCGUCAACGAGAUGACCGUCGACGACCCGCCCACCGGGAAGAUCCACUUCAAGAGCCUUGCCGGCGUCACUAAGACCUUCUCCGUCGACGCCUUCGCCGCCGGCCAGUAGGCAAAUCAAUAAAUAAUCAUAUAUACUACUAUAACAUAUAUACCGCAUCUAGUAUAAUCUGCUUGUGCACUGGGCAUGCACCACGCGUACGAUGAGCUGCUUAUUAU